GGGAUUGACUUUUUGCACGGAGGCGCGUAGAACACCUCGUCGACGGCGGCUCUGUAAUCGAAGCCCAUACGAGGGCUGGCGCUGCUCCCCAGAGCCUGCUCGCGCACACGGCCAACUUGAUCAAGCAAUCCACUCUACCUUCUCCCCUUCUUCUGCACUCUGGGCUUGAUGCAAGCGUUAAGCGCGAGUCAUUCAUGGUCAAAACGACUCGAUGUGUGCACAGCAACACUGUCGCAGAAGCUGGUAGGUUUUGGUGCGAGCUAUACUCGGCGUAUCCCCCUCCGAAUAUGGGGAAACCCUGGCCUCGCGGCGAGCCCCGUGCUUGUGAGCGAGACCUAUCGCACCAUGAGGCGACGAGGCGCUGAGGCCUGAGGUCCUCGUCGAUGAUAUCGAUCAGCUGUGUCCGGAUCCCCCUCACACGAGGCAAGGGUCGACGACAUGCUUCGACGUACAACUGAAUCGACCUGCAGGCGAGAACGCCACAGCAUGCCGCAUCCCACAAACGGCCAGAGUAACCUAAUUGCCUUCUUUGAUAUUCGGCUUAGCCCCAACCUCUUCGCGACUAUUGGUCUGACCACGAGUGCGCAUGCGGGGCAGGGACGUGGGAUCUAUAGGUAUUUGGCGCCGGAAGCCUUCUACAUGCGUCCACCAUCGUGAUGUCUAGCUUCUGGUAGAAGGCCCAGAUGUGCAUCCUUUGAAUAAAGGCCGGUACGUCGUUUGGGAUAAGUUUCGUUCAUCG
Messenger RNA from Punctularia strigosozonata HHB-11173 SS5, 739 nucleotides. RefSeq lists its product as uncharacterized. NCBI's taxonomy places the organism in Eukaryota, Fungi, Basidiomycota, Agaricomycetes, Corticiales, Punctulariaceae. The record is from RefSeq and is a predicted model, not a curated record. The coding region runs from base 487 to 657 and encodes 56 amino acids. The transcript has 2 exons.